GAGUGGAGAAGAGGACACGCCUGUGUUUGCAAACUUGAUGUUUGUGUGUGUGCUUGAGUAAUAUGAGAGCAUGUGUGUCAGGGAGUGUUUCUAUCAUUCACACAACACUUUGUUCGACUACAGCGCAACGGGAGCAGUAAAAACUAAUUUCUCUCAGCAGCAGCCUCUUUUACUAACAGGUGACUGUCAGCAGCGACAACAUGCAGAAUGCAGAAUGCGUGUCAGCAACUAUAAGCACCAACAGGAACUGCACGGUGGAGAUCACCAACAUCAGCAGCGUCUACUGUCUCAUCAACCCAAAAGUAUACAUGUCCAGUGGGUACAGCUGUCAUCCUCCCCAGCCCACAAUCCGCUCCACCAAGACCGAGGUCUGCUCAUUCACUAAGAAUGACAACACUGCCACCGGUGCCGUGGGCAUCUUGACCUAUGAUCUCUUCCACAUGCAGAACCGCAUGUGCACUGAACGCAUGGCUAUACUGUUCUCCAUUCCCUUCGACUAUCAGCGCUACAAGAACGUCUUGGGAGUCGGGCUGUUCGAGAGCAGCCGUGGGUGCGAUAAGGCCCUGUAUAACCACAUGUACGACGGCAAAGACUUCAGCCAGUUCACCCGCAUGGAGGCAGUGGGGUCUGGAAUCGACCACAAGGCACACAAUGUUGAAUUAAGGGCGACCAUGUCAAAUGUGGGCAAAGCUAUUAUUAAAAUGGAGCUGUAUGAUAAGAUGGGCUGAAAAGAAAAAACAGUGUUUUGCCUGAUGGUAAUAAAACCAUUUAAAAAAAUAUUUUCUAAUUUGUUUAGUAUUCUUUUGUAUUCUCUUGUAGACAAAAAGAAGCAUUAUAAAUGGAUUAUAUACGUUUGUGUUUUACCAGUAAAUUCUCUCAAAAAGGUGACAAUAAAAAUUCCAAAUGCAAAAAUCUAA
This is a messenger RNA of Triplophysa rosa, 917 nucleotides long. RefSeq lists its product as uncharacterized. The coding region runs from base 201 to 728 and encodes 175 amino acids. NCBI's taxonomy places the organism in Eukaryota, Metazoa, Chordata, Actinopteri, Cypriniformes, Nemacheilidae. The transcript is spliced from 3 exons. Gene Ontology annotation, cellular component: pore complex. The record is from RefSeq and is a predicted model, not a curated record. Gene Ontology annotation, biological process: cytolysis in another organism; monoatomic cation transport; pore complex assembly. Gene Ontology annotation, molecular function: channel activity.